AUGACUGAGGAUUCCAAGGAGCAGUUGAUCAUAAAGGCCAAACUGGCCGAGCAAGCAGAGCGAUAUGAAGACAUGGCUGAACUGAUGAAGGAGGUAGUUAACAUGGGCACAGAACUGACCUGUGAGGAGCGCAACCUGCUUUCUGUCGCCUACAAAAAUGUCGUUGGAGCCUGUCGUUCUUCUUGGCGUGUUCUGGCAAGCAUCGAGGGAAAAGCUGAAGAGGGCAGGAAAAAGAUAAUGGCCAAAGAGUACCAAGAGAAAAUUGAGACGCAGCUCAAUGGAAUCUGUACGGAUGUUCUGGAACUCUUGACCACAUAUCUCAUUCCAAAAGCAAGCGCGCCAGAGAGCAAAGUCUUCUAUUGGAAAAUGAAAGGCGACUACCACCGUUACCAAGCUGAAGUAGCAACGGGAGACAACAAGGACAAAAUCAUCAAAGACUCUGAAGAGGCCUACAAAGGGGCUCAGGAAGCCAGCAAAGCGAUGAGCCCCACGAACCCAAUCCGCCUUGGUCUUGCACUCAAUUUCUCUGUUUUUUACUAUGAGAUCCAGAACUCACCCGAGAAGGCCUGCGAACUGGCAAAAGAGGCUUUUGAUGAGGCGAUUGCGGAGCUGGAUCAGUUGAGUGAUGACUCAUACAAAGACAGUACACUUAUUAUGCAGCUACUCAGGGACAACUUGACAUUGUGGAAAUCUGAAGGCCAAGGUGAAGAUGUGUAG
Nerophis lumbriciformis (worm pipefish) is the source of this 717-nucleotide messenger RNA. The record is from RefSeq and is a predicted model, not a curated record. Lineage: Eukaryota; Metazoa; Chordata; Actinopteri; Syngnathiformes; Syngnathidae.